GGGACAACCGUGAGAGGGCCCAUCCCGCUCCUCCCCGGGACUCCUCCGCGAUCGGGCCCCUCAAAGCCCGUCCCCGGAACCGCCCUGGCGCGGGCGGCCGUGAGGGAGGCGGAGGGGAUCGAUAUCUCGGCGCUCGGCAGACGGCGGCUGUCAUGGCGCUGAGCGGGGUGCGGGUGCUGGAGCUGGCCGGCCUGGCGCCGGCGCCGCUUUGCGGGAUGAUCCUGGCCGACUUCGGGGCCCGGGUUGUACGGGUGGACCGGACGCCUGGCUCCAGCGUGGCCAUGGACGUGCAGGGCCGCGGCAAACGCUCCUUGGCCCUAGAUAUUAAGCAGGCGCAGGGCGCGGCGACGCUAAGGCGGCUAUGCUGCCGCUCCGACGUCCUUAUCGAGCCCUUCCGCCAUGGUGUCAUGGAAAAACUUGGGCUUGGUCCAGAGGUCCUCCUACAGGAGAAUCCCAAACUCAUCUAUGCUAGACUUACUGGAUUUGGUCAGACAGGAAAAUAUGCCAAGACUGCAGGUCAUGACAUCAAUUACUUGGCUUUAUCAGGUGUGCUUUCAAAGCUGGGUAGAAAAGAUGAAAAUCCUUAUGCACCUGUAAAUCUUCUGGCUGAUUUUGCUGGUGGGGGUGUCAUGUGUGCAAUGGGCAUUAUUACAGCCCUUUAUGAACGUACCAAAUCUGGCAAAGGGCAGAUCGUUGAUGCAAGUAUGGUAGAAGGAGUAGCAUACCUAAGUUCUUUCCUAUGGAAAUCACAAAAUUUGGGUCUUUGGAACAGACCUCGAGGCGAGAACCUGCUAGACAGUGGUGCACCUUUUUAUGAAACCUACAAAACCUCUGAUGGAAAAUUCAUGGCUGUCGGUGCCAUUGAACCUCAGUUUUAUAAUCAGUUAAUAACAGGUCUUGGGCUAGAUGCAGAUAAGCUCCCCAGCCAGCUGAGUUUCUCUGACUGGCCCAAAAUGAAGAAAAAAUUUGCGGCCGUAUUUGCACAGAAGACACAAGCUGAGUGGUGCAGCAUAUUUGAUGACACUGAUGCCUGUGUGACCCCUGUUUUAUCCUUUGAUGAUGUUGCCUCACAUCAGCAUAACAAACAAAGAAGUUCUUUUAUUAAAAAUGAUCAGGAAGAGAUAAGUCCUAGACCUGCUCCUCUUCUAUCAAGAACCCCUGCUGUUCCAUCAUUUAAAAGAGAUCCUUUUAUAGGAGAACACACAGAGGAGAUACUUCUAGAAUAUGGAUUUACUAAGCAAGAGAUUACUAAACUUCAUUCUGAUAAAGUAAUAGAAUUCAGUAAACCAAAAGCUAAUUUAUAAUCUGUACCUGUGAGAAUCAGACAAAUUGCAAGCUGAUACAAUACAUUUUAAUGCAUUAAAUUGAAUUAUAUGGUAAAUAUGGCAAAUGAAUGUUUGAAUGAUACAGCUUUCAAGUAAUUUUUCUUUUUAAUAAAGAUACUUUAAUUGAAAACAGUGGGAAUUACACACCUGUGUACCUGGGUGGUCUGCAGCCUGGAAUGACACCAAAAGUGUGUUCUGAAGUUCAAGAGUUUGCUUGGUAAGCAGCUGUAAAUCUUCAAAAUGUUGCUUUGAUAUGAUCUUGUGAAAUGUUUGUUUCUUUUAAUUCCUAUUUACCUUUAUAUUGUAAUAGCAUGAGGGCAGUACUUUUCAUAAGAUACAGUUGUAUUCUUCCUAAAGAAUUGAUUGGUUUGUUUACUUCUUAGAUUAGAAAGGAUUUUUUUUUCUCUGUCUUAUCAUAUUAAUACAUUUGCCUUAUCAUGCCAAAGCAGUUAUCAAGAUAAUGCUGUUUUUUUAUGUGCGGCUUUAAAGUUAUUAUCAUAAAGUAAUUCUAUUUAAUAUCCUGACUACAUCUCCCUAAUGCAGUCUCCUUAUUAUAUUACAUUUGGAAUUUCAGUUUGCCUAGAAAAUAACUUCAGAAGAAAAUUCUUUGUCAUAAAAUAGCUGCCAAGUAUUAAUCCUUCCUUCCCUAUCUGGAAGAAUAGCAGGCAACUUAGCUGUGAAGGAUUUAAACAAUAGUUAUUCAAUGGUGGGUUUCAUUCCUUCAAAAUUAAACUGUUAUUUAAAACGAACUCUUGCAGGGCAAAAAACCACAAAUAAUACACUUU
Molecule: messenger RNA, 2110 nt
Organism: Calypte anna (Anna's hummingbird)
Lineage: Eukaryota; Metazoa; Chordata; Aves; Apodiformes; Trochilidae
Gene: AMACR
Product: alpha-methylacyl-CoA racemase
Exons: 5
Coding region: 153-1304 (383 amino acids)
Biological process (GO): bile acid metabolic process
Cellular component (GO): mitochondrion
Molecular function (GO): alpha-methylacyl-CoA racemase activity
Source: RefSeq, a predicted model, not a curated record